This is a messenger RNA of Megalobrama amblycephala (Wuchang bream), 2699 nucleotides long. Its product is annotated as fibrinogen-like protein 1. Bases 442 to 1719 code for a protein of 425 amino acids. The record is from RefSeq and is a predicted model, not a curated record. Lineage: Eukaryota; Metazoa; Chordata; Actinopteri; Cypriniformes; Xenocyprididae. The transcript has 7 exons.
CUUUUUUUCUAGUGUAAAAUAAUUUGGUGUAUUAAUUGUUUGUCCAUCUGAUGUAAUUGUUCAGACCUCAGCAUAUAGAGUAAGGAUAGUCUGAGUGGCUGUUGUUCAGUGCCUGGAUUGUCUCUCCUUCCUUUCUUCUAACCAGGAAUCCAAUUACACAGGAUUACAAGGAUAAGUUGCCACUCUGCAACACAUAGGGUGUAGGAAGAGAGAGGGAGAGGGAUGGCAGCAUAUGUCUAUAUUUCCUCAGAAGACAAACAAAACGUCUCCGACUACUGAAACAGGUAAAUUGCAUUGGAAACGGGGACAGUCCUAGACAGCGUUCCUGCGUGACAAGCUCUUCCCAAGACUUGAGACUGGAGGUCAGAGAGCUUGUACCCUGGCCUUCUCCCCCAGGGUCCUUCCAACAAGGUGGGAAGGGGGAUCAGCCAAACCGACCACAUGGAGGACAGGCCUCUCUCGCCCCUCUUGCUGGCCAUAUUGUUUUUGUUAACAUGUGCGAGCGAAGAUGACCACUCACUGCACACACAUCAGGUCAGUACUGCUCAGUGUGGUGAAUACAGCAAUCAGGUCCUGGAGGACGGCAUGUGCCGACUCAUGGCCACGCUGCCUCAACUGGACGACCAGCGCUGCCCGGACAUGUUCCGCUGUACAGAUGAGGUUUCAUACUGGCUUCAUGAAAAUGAGGAACGCAAACAGCAGAUUCUGGCCCUGCGCGAGACAGUGUCUGAACUGCAGGAGGAGCUUCGCAACCACCGUCAUCGAGUCAAAGUGUUAGAACUACAAAGUGAAGAGAAGAACCGCAAUAAUUCAUCUAUUGAGCAGCGCUUGCACGAGCUGGAAGAUCAUUAUGCUGAGGCCACAACCCUGUUGCACAUCCAGGGCUCUCUGAUCUAUGACCUCCAGGCCCAAAUCCAUAACCUUUCCCUGCUGGUGGAAAAAGUCAGACGUAACCCUGGCUGCAUGAUCAACAUAGUCCGAACCAGCCCGCUGAUCAAUGCACAGGAAGCCCUGCAUCCCGAGGUGCAGCAUGUCAGGAACUGCCCCAUCGACUGUGCUUCCAUCUACUAUAAUGGAGUGCGUCGUUCUGGGAUCUACACCGUUGUGCCCUCGCUGGGGGCCAUGCCUGUGGAAGUCUACUGUGAUAUGGACACAGACGGUGGCGGUUGGACUGUGUUCCAGCGUAGGCAAGAUGGCUCCGUGAACUUUGACCGCAGCUGGAAGGAGUAUAAAGAAGGAUUUGGAGACCUACACACCGAAUACUGGCUGGGAAAUGAGCACAUACAUGACCUGACCAGCCAGGGAGACUACGUGCUCCGUAUUGACCUGGAGGACUGGAGCGGGAAACACAAACACGCUGUUUAUCAGAGUUUCAGUGUGGAGGACGAGACCACUCAGUACCGUCUGCAUGUGACGGGCUUCAGCGGGACAGUGGAGGACUCCUUCAGCUGGUACCAUGACAAGCAGGGCUUCAGCACACCCGACACGGGCAACAUCUGUGCCGAGAUCUCCCAUGCCGGCUGGUGGUAUAACCAGUGUUUCUACGCAAACCUCAAUGGCAUCUACUACAAGGGCGGCCGCUACUCUCUGAAGGGGAAGAACCCUCUUGGUCCGGACGGUAUCGUUUGGUACACCUGGAAAGAUUCCGAUUUUUACUCUCUGAGGAAGGUCAGCAUGAUGAUCCGACCCAAAACCUUCCGACAGCAUCUGUCACCCUGAAUCAGGCCCGACCAAUGAGCUCGGGAUCAUACGUCAAUCAGCCAAUCACAGUUCUCAGAGCCACAGCGAUGGAGGAUGGAAGGAGAGAGAUAAACGUGUAUGGACUGGCUCAUUUCUCUGAAUGUAUUCAAGAAGGCCAUUUUUUACAGUAGGUUUAUACCAAAGACCAGAGAAGGACUGCUGCUGAAACAGUCAGUGUUUGCCAUUCAGUCAGCCUAAUAUGUAUGUUACAUGCCUAUAUUUUAUAUACCCAUGGAUUUAAGAUUUAAAUAAACAUUUUGUUGACUUAUUUUAUAAAUGUGUAUUAAAAAUAGAUUUAAUUUCUGUAGAGUACAUUGGGAGAAAAGGCCCUUAUUUUAUUUUCUCUCAAAGCACUAAAUAGCAACAAACACCUCACUGCAGUUUCUUAAGCACCUGGGAUCAUUGCAUGAUGAUUUAUGAUUGCAUUUAAUCAAACAUAAAAGUUUGGGGUGUGUAAGAUUUUACAGCAGCAUUUAUUUGAUCAAAAAUACAGUAAAAACGGUAAAAAAACAACAACAAAAAAAGUCUUUACUGUCACUUUUAAUCAAUUUAAUGUCCAUGCUGAAUAAAAGUAUUAAUUUCUAUAAAAAAAAAAACCUUUUGUGCUUAUGUUUUGAAAUAUAUAAUUAAACAUAUAAUAAUAUAUUUUUUAAAUAUUGCAUAAUUAUGUAGAAUCCCUUACAUUAUCACAUACUUUGAUUGGCGGAGAAAAAACAUCAUAAAAGUAUAGUAUUUGAGGUAAAAAGCCCCUUAAAAAAAGUCCCAAAAAAGCCAAAGACCAAAGCCAAAAACAUUGUAGCUUAAACAAAUAUGCCUGUAAUAAUAAUGUAGGUUCCUGAUGUACACUCUAAUGUACUAAAAGCAAAAAAUAAUAUAGUUAAAAAACACCUUUUAAAAUAUUAUAAAAUACCUGAGUUUAUGAAAUGCCAAAAGUGAUUGAAAUAAAUGGGAAAUGAUAA